Molecule: messenger RNA, 2909 nt
Organism: Pseudomassariella vexata
Lineage: Eukaryota; Fungi; Ascomycota; Sordariomycetes; Amphisphaeriales; Pseudomassariaceae
Product: glycosyl hydrolase
Exons: 4
Coding region: 353-2800 (815 amino acids)
Biological process (GO): protein quality control for misfolded or incompletely synthesized proteins; carbohydrate metabolic process; glycoprotein catabolic process
Cellular component (GO): nucleus; cytosol
Molecular function (GO): carbohydrate binding; peptide-N4-(N-acetyl-beta-glucosaminyl)asparagine amidase activity
Source: RefSeq, a predicted model, not a curated record
CACCGACUCGACAAUGUGGAGCAGACACCACAAACGGCAUCGUGUAUUUUUCCUAGUGUACCAUGAUUCGGGUAUGCAACCUGAAAAUUGCGAAGAGCAGUCAUACGUUCCCCACAGAUCACUAGGGUUAGAUGCGGGGAAAUGGGGUGAGGGAUUGGGGAUAACCGGCAACCACACCGAACUUCAGGAUAUCUAGGGCCAUGUUACAUGGGAACGAUUCCCGGUAUUCGAUCUGUGGGGUUGCCUUAAAGGCAGCGAAGGUUGCAUGCGAGUCUGCCUGUGUUCCCAACUUCUCGAGAUCACCGCAAAGCGCUACUAGCUCUUUCGCCUGUCCCAAGGGGAAUCACUCAUCAUGGAACGAACAGCAGUUCUCCAAUGGUUGUUACUCCUGGCUAUUUCUCAAGUCUCGUUUGCCCAAGUGGACUAUUCUCAAUAUGUGAACCCCUUCAUCGGUGGCUCUGGCCCGUUCGACGGCCUGGCAUACGGAGGAGGAGACAUCUUCGUCGGAGCAGCUCGUCCAUUCGGGGUCGCCAAAGUGGGUAUCGACACGUACGAGCCAAACGUGUCGUUCGCUGUCAUCAACGGCGGGUGGACGCCCAAGGGUUAUGUGACGGGGAUCAGCAUGAUGCAUGAGAGUGGGACCGGUGGCCCCUCCAAGUACGGAAUCAUACCGCAAAUGCCGCUCACUUCUAUCAAGGCGCCCGUGAAUAUCUUGGAUAAUCAGACGUAUUGGCAGACCCGCGUAGGGGACGACAUUGCGGAGGUAGGAUACUUCAAGACUCAGUUCGAAAACGGCGUCAUGGUGGAACUCUCUGGAUCGAAGCACUCCGGCAUCAUGCAAUACUCAUUUCCGGAGGGAAAGAAGCAUGUGCUGGUGGACAUAUCGCAUUAUCUGCCUAGUUUACUGGGCAGCUAUAGCAGUCAGGUGUUCUUAGGGGGGGAGGUUCACCUGGACGGACAGAAGUAUACCGGACAUGGCACCUACGGAGGCGGCUGGAACGAAGGCGCGCCGUAUACUGUCUAUUUCUGCGGCGAAUUCGAGACAGAGCCGGUUCAAGCACGAACAUUUCGCGGGAGGAACACGGACCCGCCCUUCAUGCAGAGAUACCACACGUUCAGCAACGAGCCGGUCGGGCAAGCUACUUUCGGAGACAACAGUUCGUACACGGUAACGUCAGGACCGCUGAACGAUCGCAUCGGAGCAGUGUUUAGCUGGGACGACAGUGCUGCAAUCCAAGUCAAAUCCAAAGUCGGGAUAUCCUUCAUGUCGGUCGAGAAAGCAUGUUAUUUCAAAGACAAUGAAAUUCCAACCUGGUCACUCAACGACACCAUAAAUGCCGCGGUAGCAGAGUGGAACGAUGUCGUCUUCAACAAGAUUCAAGUCCCCACCGACGAAUCUGUUUCCAACCGGACGAACCUGGUCCUCCUCUACUCGUCCCUCUACUUCAUGCACCUGAUGCCCUCGGACCGUACGGGCGAGAAUCCGCUUUGGGAUUCCGGCGAACCGUUAUGGGACGACUUCUACGCCCUCUGGGAUACAUUCCGGUGCACCGUCAGCUUGUACCAUAUUAUCCAACCGGAGGCGUACGAGAGUCAGAUCAGGUCGCUGAUCGAUAUCUGGCGGUGGGAGGGGUAUAUGCCUGACGGACGGUCGGGGAACUGGAAUGGGUUGGUUCAGGGGGGCAGUAAUGCCGAUAAUGUCCUUGCUGAUGCGUAUGUGAAGGGGUUAAGGGGGGAUAUCAAUUGGACGGCGGGAUAUUUGGCCAUGGUAAAAAACGCAGAGGUAACGCCGUACAACACUUUCAGCCCCAUCGACUUCAGCGCGAGCGUCAAGGAAGGUCGGGGUGCCUUGGAUGACUGGAAGAAUCUUGGCUAUGUCUCAGCCGAGAGCACACGGUGUAUUUCGAGGACCAUCGAGUAUGCGCUGAACGAUUAUGCGCUUAGUGUCGUGGCUGCCGGGGAGGCGCCCAAGGAUGUCGAGAAGUAUCUGAACCGGUCGGCGGGCUGGCAGCGGAUAUGGAAUCGUGACGUGGAGAGCUUGGGGUUCAGUGGGUUCUUGGCCCCGAGGAGGAGGGAUGGCGAGUGGAACGUGACGGGGUAUAAUCCGGGGUUGUGUGGGGCGUGUGAGUGGACUUCUAUCUCGUAUGAGGCGACACCGUGGGAGUACUCUUUCACGACGCCGCAUGAUAUGCGUACAUUGAUUGAAUUUAUGGGGGGCGAGGGGGAUUUUGAGCGGAGGUUGGAUUAUAUAUUCCAACCCAACUCCAGCCAGCAAGACUUAUCUUCGAAUGGGGCGAGUAUAACUUCAAUCAUGAACAUUGGAAACGAGCCCGACUUUGCAACCCCCUACCUUUACAACUACCUCAACAAACAACACAAAUCCGUCAACCAAUCCCGCGCCCUAGCAAACCAAUACUUCCACAAUGCCCUGUACGGCAUCCCGGGCAAUAGCGACGCCGGAGCCCUCAACUCCUGGCUCAUCUGGCAGAUGUUGGGCCUAUAUCCUAUCGUCACCCAGCCCGUGUACCUCCUCGAAUCGCCCUGGUUCAGCGAAAUUAACAUCACCGUUAACACCAACGCCACGCUGAGGAUAACGAGUAAUGGAGAUAGCCGAACUUUGGGACAAAAUGGAUAUUACCUGAAAGAGGUCAAGAUUAACGGAAAAGUGUGGGGAAAGAAUUGGUUUGAGCAUGAGGAUGUCAUGGUUAAAGGGGGGAGUAUUGAGUUCACGGUUGGGGAGGAGCCGGUAGCAUGGGAGACGGAGGAGGGGCCGCCUAGUCCUGGACAUUGGACAAUAUGAUAUGGGGGCUGUUCAAGGGGUUGGUUGUAGAGGGAGUUCAGAACUUGACACUCUAAUUGUAACAUUUCGGUAAUCGCUAAUAAUUAACUUUUCGACUUUUCGACUUGGA